AUGCCUAGCAUUGUGGAUACUGUCACCGAAUCGAUUGGUGCUGGACGGCCUCUUGCAACCGGACCAGACACGGUGGAAAAUCUCGCUCUCGGCCUGGAGCUCAAGUUUCUUCUGCUAGGACAGCCUCUCAAUGAGGGAGCUACUCCCCGUGACCGGUUGUCCGAGGCGCCGAUCAUGAACCGUGCUCAGCUGUAUCGACAGGCAUACACAUCGAUUGCCCGUGUCGUUGGCAGAACCAAUUUUGGGUUCGGUGGCAAUGGCAUUGGCGGCUCGUCAAUACAUCCUCGUGCCUUGAGCCGGGACGAUAUCCUUGACGCCGGCCACCAAGAGAGCGAAUAUUGGCCGACGCACUGGAUUGUCAAAAAGGCCAACUCGGUCGAGCACACAAAGGAUGACCCCAGCCCGGAUAUGGGUCGCACAAACGGCAUUGCCGUGCCGGUCGAGCUAAACUCCCCCAUUCUCUCAUGGACAGAUCCUUACUCUCCCUUCUUGGUCAGGGAGGUUGUGUCACGUAUCACCACCUUUCCGGUGGCUGUCAACUACACAUGCGACUUCCACGUCCACGUGGGACGUCAGGAUGGAAGAGCUUUCAGCCUCUCGACGUUGAAGAAACUAGCCACCAUCUUCUGGCUGGCCGAACCUAUCCUCCGCAGUGUCCGAAACCCCCACUCGCCGAACUUUUCUAACAGCUAUACCUGGGGCUUCGAGCAGCGGCGCUACAGCCGGUUGGCUCUGGCUCUGGAUUGUCCAAAGGCCGCUGGUGAUGGCUUCAACAUUGCUGAAGCAAUCCUUCAGCGCGUCCGUUCUAGGAACGGCUUGCGCCGUCACAAGGAUGACAGGGAAGACGACUGGUACCUGCACAUGGGCGAGGCUGGCCCCUCAGCAGCUCAAAACGAAGCGCUGCGGGCCAUCUGGCAGGCUGUUUCGCAUCGGGAAUUGGGUCUCCUUCUUUCGGGACCGCAGCGAAAAUAUCGACGCCUUGGCUUCAACUUCAGCGCAUUCGGGGAAGAAGACGAGAGGGCACGCACGAAUCCGCGAACGGUCGAGUUCCGUGUACUGGAAGGCACAAUGCAGAGUGAGCUGAUACUUGGCUGGCUCCAGAUUUGCGGGAAGCUCGUGGAGCUCGGGACGAAAGGCCACCAAACACAUUUCUGUGCCGUUGUGCACUAUUUACUUUCAAAACAGCACGUCUACGAGGACCUCCGUAUGCUGGACUAUCGUACGAGCAGUUUUGGUAGCUGGAACUUUGACGUCCUACCUACUGGACGGAUGGCCAACUCGACAUCGCGUUCGCCCCGCGACGUGUUGUUCCGCGAGCUGAUGGACCUUAUUGGCGUGGAGUCUGCCGCCUCUGUGCCAUUUCAGAUGAAGAUACGUCAAGAGUACGGCUGUCGUUGA
Grosmannia clavigera kw1407 is the source of this 1398-nucleotide messenger RNA. RefSeq lists its product as uncharacterized. The coding region runs from base 1 to 1398 and encodes 465 amino acids. The record is from RefSeq and is a predicted model, not a curated record. NCBI's taxonomy places the organism in Eukaryota, Fungi, Ascomycota, Sordariomycetes, Ophiostomatales, Ophiostomataceae. The transcript has a single exon.